AAAUUUCGGUCAUUUCGUCAUGAGCGUUCCCCAAACUGUGCGUUCGGCAUUUGAGUAUCCGCGAGUAUGUGCAUCUGUGAAUCUUUUUCAAAUGGUGCUUCAAAUCCAAACGCAUCCGUACGCAUUCGUAUGCGAAUGCGAUCAAAAUGUAUUGGCAGAGACCGAAAUAAAGUGCACAUGGCUCGCCGCCGAUUGAUAAAAGAUAAAAAUAAAGAGAUCGGUCUCUCUUUAUGCGGAAUGUGUGCUCGCAUUCGCCUGUAAAUUCUCGAAGGGAACGCGUGCAAUUCGGAGCAUCGAAGCACCCAAGGUGAUUACAUAAAGCCAGAAAACCAGAACCAUGCAGAAGGCCAUCAAGAAGGAGCUCAGCUUCUCGCUGGACACGCUGGAGCGCUACCGGGCCAAAUACGGACGCAGUGCAUCGCUGGACACAAACGGCUCUCAAAUUGCUCACACAGACGGCGAGCCGGCUGCUCCUCCGCCGCCGUCGCCCUCGAUCUUCACAAAGUCCUUGUCGCCACCGAAGAUGACCAAGCUGCAGGAGCUGCAGCAGAAGAAGGAGGCCUAUUUGAGGGCCAAGGAGCACGAGCGGGAAAUGGAGCAACUGCAGCGCACAGAGAGAAGGUCCAUCAUAAACGGUUCGGAUACGCCCAAACCCAAGACAGGCAGUCCACCGAGCACUUCUCCGACUCCCAAUGCAAGUUCCUCGACAACCGCUGCCGUGGCCACCAAGUCAUCCAGUCCAGCUGGCUACACCAACUGGUCGAAUCACCAUGCCACACUCUGCUCCCAGUCGUGGGUGGCCAUCUCCGAGCUCAUGUACUUCUGCGACAAGUAUGAGUUCACCACCCUCAGCACCCGCGAUCUGAGGACGCACCAGGAGAUCGUCGCCGAGGUGAGAGCUCUGCUGUCCGGCAAGGCGCCCUUCGAUCAGCGCACCCGCUUCCCGGGUAACAUCCACGAUCCGGAGAACCUGUGGGUUUGCAUCGGUCGCUGUGCCAGCGUGGAGUACCAUCUGCAGCGCAUCAUCAGCAUCUUCCGCAAACCUCUCAAUCAAUUGACACCGGACAAACAGCGAACGGUGCGUCAGAAUUUCCACCUGGCGGUCAGCGAACUGCGGCUGGACAUCUCGGCGAGGAUCAGCGAAGUGCGUCUGUACGACCGCCUGGUCUUUGAGCGCGAGUUCCGGCUGGAGUGGCAGGAUGCGGAGGCCUAGUGGAUUAAAGAGUUUAAAGGAUGAGUAGGUGGACAAAAACGUUUAUUGGCAACUCUUCGCUCUUUUUUGCGGUGCGCGGUGGAAAAAACGGUUACAAAAAUACACUUGGACACGGGAGGCCGGAGCAUGGAGCACACGAGUGUGCAGCCAUUGUGCUGGAUGCUCCAAUCAACAUACAUAUAAGGGGUACCUCGUCAACUGAUCAUCAUUAUGAUUUGCUUUGGUUACAAUUGAUUUGCUUAGUAGUUAACGUAAGGAACAUUUUUAAUCAUAGAGAUCUUGCAUAAAUUCUGUAUAAUCUGCACAGUUUUGGACCAAUCAUAACCAAAAUCAGUUGGUGCGCAUACCCACAUACAAAGUUAACCACAUAUUUCACAAAUCUAGGCCACGGAUUGCCUCCAUUAAUUGCUCGCACAACUAAAUCUAAAGGUCGCCGGCGGACAGGUGGAAUCUGAGGAUGCAGCUCGAGCCUGGCCGCCGAUCAGGCCAACUUAUUGCUCCGUAAUACGUAAUACAAACAUUUAUAUAUAUGUACACAAUGCUAGCGGUAUAAAUAAAGCACUUUUGUGUGGGCCAACAUGGA
Drosophila yakuba is the source of this 1796-nucleotide messenger RNA. RefSeq lists its product as uncharacterized. The record is from RefSeq and is a predicted model, not a curated record. The transcript has a single exon. The coding region runs from base 338 to 1213 and encodes 291 amino acids. NCBI's taxonomy places the organism in Eukaryota, Metazoa, Arthropoda, Insecta, Diptera, Drosophilidae. Gene Ontology annotation, molecular function: structural molecule activity.